AUGGUGGCAGAGGGUUGUUUGCUGGUGGCGAUGUGUGCAGGUUGCAGGAGCAAGGGUUCAUGGAUCUGGCGGUCAUUGGCGGUUCAGGUGUUGGAGUCGUUGCUGGCAGAUGGGGGCUGUGUCGGGCGGCAUCACGGUGGCAGCGGCGGUGGCGAUUGGGGCACAUGGUGGCUUUUGGGUCAGCAACAAGGAGGCGGCAGUGAUGGAUCGGCAACAAGGGGGCAGCGAUGUAACGGAGCAAGGCGGCAGCAGUGCAAUGGAGGCAACGAGGGUGGUUUCUCAGGCGGCAGGUCUCACGUCAUGGCAGCAUGGUGGCAGUAUUUCAGCGGCGCACGGCAGCGACAACAGGUCGACUGGCAUGGGGGGGGGCUUCUUUGCCGCUUUGGGGCAGCAACAGGGGCUGGUUCUCCGGGUUCUGAUAGCGGUGAUGGAGCGUCUUCAUUGUUUGGCGGCUGUUUUGGGUGCAUUUGGCAGAUUGGGAAACCUCUGGAGCAUUUCUUGGGGGCUGUGGACGAAGUUUCAGCUAAGGGUAUUGCUUCCAUUGCUCAAAAGCUUAUUUCUUCCCCCCUUACGAUGGCAUCUCACGGAGACGUGAUUAAUGUCCCAAGUUAUGACACAGUUAGCAACAAGUUCUGUCUAUAAUGGAAUUGGCCCAUUAACAGAAUUGAUUCAUGCUGGGGAGUCACAACAUCUUUUGUCGUUGAUUCUUAGGAACUGCAUGUCUUUGAGCUG
Messenger RNA from Rhododendron vialii, 732 nucleotides. Its product is annotated as glycine-rich cell wall structural protein-like. Bases 1 to 642 code for a protein of 213 amino acids. The record is from RefSeq and is a predicted model, not a curated record. NCBI's taxonomy places the organism in Eukaryota, Viridiplantae, Streptophyta, Magnoliopsida, Ericales, Ericaceae. The transcript is spliced from 3 exons.